Molecule: messenger RNA, 1778 nt
Organism: Cynara cardunculus var. scolymus (artichoke)
Lineage: Eukaryota; Viridiplantae; Streptophyta; Magnoliopsida; Asterales; Asteraceae
Product: probable auxin efflux carrier component 1d
Exons: 5
Coding region: 117-1463 (448 amino acids)
Biological process (GO): auxin export across the plasma membrane; auxin polar transport
Cellular component (GO): plasma membrane; endoplasmic reticulum
Molecular function (GO): auxin efflux transmembrane transporter activity
Source: RefSeq, a predicted model, not a curated record
UGUACAAACCAACCAUGCAUUCCUAAGUCCUUUUAAGGCAUCAAAAUCCAUUCUAACUCAAACAUACUCCUCCAAAACAUCCAAUUUUCCCUCCAAAUACUAAAGAAGCUAACAGAAUGAUCAACUUUGGUGACUUGUACAGUGUGCUAACUGCAGUUGUACCUCUUUACGUUACCAUGUUCUUGGCUUACGCCUCCGUAAAAUGGAACAUUUUCUCACCACAGCAGUGUGGAGGUAUCAACAGAUUCGUAGCCAUUUUCGCCGUCCCUCUUCUCUCCUUUGAGUUCAUUUCCAGGAUCAAUCCUUACAAAAUGAACCUCAAAUUCAUAGCAGCUGAUGGUGUUUCAAAGGUUUUGACUCUAAUAGUCUUGUUUUUGUGGACAAAUUUGUCGAAAAAAGGAAGCUUAGAUUGGGCUAUCACGAUGUUUUCGCUAUCUACACUCCCAAACACACUAGUUAUGGGAAUUCCACUUCUAAAAUCCAUGUAUGGUGAUGAUAAAGAAUCGAUAAUGGUACAAGCUGUCGUUUUGCAGUGUAUAAUUUGGUACACCUUACUUUUGUUCUUGUUUGAAUAUAGGGAAGCUAAGAAUUUGAUACUAACAGCAUAUGAAAAAGAUAGCAGCAAUGGUAGUAUUAGCAGUAGUAAUAACAGUAACAGCCAAAGAAAUGAAGGAAGCUUUCGAGAAGGUCAAGAAAGGGUUGAGAGAAGUACCUGUAAUGAAGAUGACAUUGUUAAUGUGAUUCUUUCAACGCCUUCUAAUCCGCAUAUGCUUCAGAAUCUCAAUAGGGUAGCACCUGCGCUUGCAAGUGCAGUAGAAGAUGAUAAAAGAGAGUUGCAUUUGUUCAUUUGGAGAUGCAGGUGCUGCACUUCUCCAGGUGUAUGUGAACAGUCGAUAGAAGUAUGCAGCAGAGAGAAUGAGAAAGCAGAAAGUAUGGAAGACCUAAAUACCAUUAGGUCUCCAGGAUCACCAGAAAUGUUGAAGAAAAUCUUGAAAAUGGUAUGCUUUAAGCUAGUGAAGAACCCGAAUUCGUAUGCAAGCAUACUCGGUCUGAGCUGGGCUCUGGCUUCUUGCAGAUGGGGAAUAAAGAAGCCACAGAUUCUAGAAAAUUCAGUUACCAUUCUCUCAGAUGCAGGCCUAGGAAUGGCUAUGUUUAGUUUAGGUUUGUUCAUGGCUUCACAACCGAAGCUUAUAGCUUGUGGGAACAGAUUAGCAGCAUAUGGAAUGGUAGCAAGGUUUGUAGCUGGACCAGCUGUGAUGGCAGUUGCAUCUAUAGCUGUCGGUUUAAGAGGCACUAUCCUACAAGUUUCUAUUGUACAAGCUUCUUUACCACAAGGGAUUGUACCUUUUGUGUUCUCUCGGGAAUACAACUUACAUCCUGACGUUCUCAGCACCGCGGUGAUAUUUGGAAUGAUAAUCUCUUUGCCUAUCACAAUGCUGUAUUACAUCUUGCUUGGUCUCUAAAUGAAGCGAAUGGCCGUGGGAGAACCAAAGAGUGGGAAGAAUUGAUCCAUGAGUGUUCAUUAUAUCAAGACAAGACAAAAGGCAUACGAUAACUACAUAUGUCAAACAAAUUAUCUGAAGUAAGAUUUUCAUUUCACAAUGAUGUCAUGAUAGUAUGAGUAGCACAAUGGUUAGUGUUAGGUGUCGUCAUUUUACAGUUUAUACUUCCAUAAACUAAUGCUCUAACAUGACCAUAUCAGUUGGUCAUAACUUUACGCUCUUUGGCAACUAACUCGAACCAUAAUUAAUGUAGACAGAUAAGUUUAUUUUGCUUCA